CGGAGAUCCUAAACCGCCAUAAGACCAGAACAAAGCAAUCAGUAGUAAUUCAGUACAUUCCGACCUCCUCCGUCGUCCGUUGCAGAAGAAGCCAUAGAUAAGGUGAAAAUUUCAGAAUGAAGAAUCUGGGAAACCUGUUACUUCGAGUCAGUCGUUGCGCUAACGCAUCAUUGCCGUCGUAUCACGCCCGGACCAAUCCGCUGUGCGCUUCUCGGAGAUUCCUGUGUGGCUUUUCAUUUUCUUCUGAGAAACCGAGUUACGUAUCUGGUUUGGGUUUGCCGAAAUCUUCCCAUGUUUUUCCUUCUCUGGAUUCUUCCUUAUGGACCCAACGCAUAGGGCAGCGGAGGACCAUGUUUAUCCAAACACAAUCAACUCCAAAUCCCUUGUCGCUGAUGUUCUAUCCUGGUAAGCCAGUUAUGGAAGCUGGUAGUGCUGAUUUUCCUAAUGCACGUUCAGCCAUGAAUUCUCCUUUGGCUAAGUCCCUUUUUGGGAUUGAUGGAGUUACUCGAGUGUUCUUCGGAGCUGACUUUGUUACAGUCACGAAAUCAGAUGAUGCAUCUUGGGAUCUCUUAAAACCUGAAAUUUUCGCAGCAAUCAUGGACUUCUUUUCCUCUGGGAAGCCACUGAUCAUGGACUCAAAUACUCUGGCUUCCAUGGACACAGCUAUCAGUGAAGAUGACUCUGAAACUGUAGCUAUGAUUAAAGAACUCUUGGAAACCCGCAUUCGUCCUGCGGUUCAAGAUGAUGGUGGCGACAUUGAGUACAGGGGAUUUGAUGCAGACACUGGAAUAGUCAAACUAAAAAUGCAAGGUGCGUGCAGUGGUUGCCCUAGCUCAUCUGUCACUCUCAAAUCGGGCAUUGAAAAUAUGCUGAUGCAUUAUGUGCCUGAGGUCAAAGGAGUUGAGCAGGAAUUCGAUGAAGAAGAAGAUCCAACACUAACGGGAGCAGCACACGAGUAGCCUGGUUAGAACUUUUUAACAAUUAUAGCUACAAAUUUUGGCUCCUACUCCUUUUGUAUAGUGUUUUAUGCGUUUAUUUUUACCAUGUAAACUCGGGAAAAUCUUGUCGAAUGGAAAUAUCUAAACUGUCCUUUUCCCAAAUAAGGUUUCUAUCACCACAAAGGAAAUAGGGAAUGGGGACAGACGGCAACAGAAUCUAGCUCAGUACAGUCCGGAGGCAUUUUGUUCUUUUUCUUCUGUGACUCAUACAUGAAAUGGGAUACAACUUUCUAAAUAGGAAUGAUAACAACUUUAUGGAACACUAGUCUCUGUUUGAAUGGUGUUUGCCGUAUGGAUUGAUUUUUGAAACCCUUUUUACUUGUUAGAAAAUUGUGUAAAAGUGAAGUUCUCUCAAAUGCUCUUCGUUUUCCGCGUUGGAGAUAAAGCCUUGAUUUACC
Messenger RNA from Oldenlandia corymbosa var. corymbosa, 1396 nucleotides. NCBI's taxonomy places the organism in Eukaryota, Viridiplantae, Streptophyta, Magnoliopsida, Gentianales, Rubiaceae. The record is from the annotation of a GenBank genome assembly.